AUGGCUGAUACCCCCGAAUCCGACGUGUCCCCUAUGGGCCGGAGCCCUCGCGCUACUGCACAAACAGCCGCAGAUGGAAAGGAGCCCCGCCGGCUUCUCUCCCCGCUGCGAGUAGGACUGAGUGCGAAUGAGAAAGAAGAGUUGCACACGGCGUCUACGUCCAACGGAGCUCCCAAGAUCAUGCGGUCUGCUCCCACCGGCUCGCCCUUGUACACCAAGGAUCCCGGCGAAUUCCCCUUCAACGCACCCUCGAAUACGGCCAAUGGCACAGUUCCUCCUUCAGUGGCGGCUGAAUCGCCUGGCAGAGUCCACAAGCCGUCCUCGCACAUGUCCAACAAAUCGACCAGCUCCUACUAUCCACCGUUCGCACCCGUCUCGAGACACCCGACCGGCGACGAGGCGUCCGAGCCCAGGGAGCGCAAGAGCGUGCAGUUCGUCCGAUCAAACACGUACGGCACCGACUCACAAGCCGCGACGUCACGGCAGCAGUCAUGGGACACGGAGGAAAUGGAGGGCAAGGGCAAGGAGCGAGACAAACACGGGUCGUCGUUGAUGGGCAAGCUGAGAGCUCUCACCGCGCCCAUGCAGGGCCACGGCCGGACUGCUUCCUCCACGCAUGGCGCCGCCUCUCCACACGCCCCCCUGUCGCCCACCUCGGAGCGCGACGAGCCCCGGUACGACAUUCAAGACAGCGAGGCAGAUGCGGACGGCGAGUCGAGUGCAGGUGAAGGGUCCGCACGCCCGUCGCGGCGGAGAAGAAAGAGCAGUCGUAGGUGGUUCGAUGUCGAGGGCGAGGGCACACAGACGGCACCCACAACACCCAAGCAGACCGGCAGCAACCACUUCUUCUCACGAGAUCGCGACUCGCCCAACGCCACACCCACUGCUGCGACGGCCAACCGUCCUGGCUUCAUACGUCGCGGCACCAUGAGCGACAUACCCGAGCACGAGCGCCAGGGCUAUUCCGAGGACGAGGGGCGCUCCCGCAUCGCCAAGGAAAGCGCGUGGAAGCGCGGACUGCACAGUGCGAGGGGUCUGUCAUAUGGUGGUCUGCGACAGCAUGACUCCAAUGCAGAGGAAGAGGAAGGCCCCGAAAGGCGUCCGGGCCACCAUCGCGGAUUCACAGCCUUUGGCGCUGCUGACGGACGACCCUCUCCUUGGAGGAUGCGCGGCGAGCGAACAUCAAGUCUCAGCGCGCAAAAGUGGAAGUCUAUCAAGAACAGUCUCAAGCUGCUGGGCAACAGGGCCAAGGCGGAGCGUCAAGUUGACCACGCCAAGUCUGCAGAGCUCAUGGCAGAACUGCUGGCUGGUGCGCCUGCAGCCCUAUUCUUGGCCAGCAUGUUCCAACGGGACGAACGCGGACAUAAGCGCAUUCCUGUCCUGCUCGAACAAUUGAAAGUCACCAUCACCGAGACCGACAAAACAAAAGACAAGACUCUGAAAGACGGCGACCGACACACAGCCUUGCGCGUUGAACUGGAGUAUGGCAGUGGACUGACCCGCAUGAAGUGGGUCGUCUACAGGACCGUGACCGACUUUGCCAAUCUGCAUCUGAAGUUCAAGAUUCAAGAAAAGCAGGAUGCAUUCAGGAACAGACCCUCGGGACGCGGCACUGAUGAGAAGGGAGAUGAGAAAGAAGACCCACGAACAAAGCUCCCUCGGUUUCCCAGAAGUGUAUUACCGUACCUACGAGGUCUGCGAGGUUACGGCGCGCUAGAUGACGAAGAAGAGGAGGAAGAGGAGGAGAUUGCUGCAGCAGGGCACGCCAGUGGUCCUGACGGCGAUGCCAGUGCUACCGAUCGGCCUGCUAAGAACAAGCGACGGAAGUCGUCCUUUGUGCUUGCCCGUAGGAAGUCAAGCAUUGGAGGUAGCGAACAGCCUGCUAUGCCGCUCUCAGCACGACAGGGUAGUUUUGCUGGAGCAGGCGGGCCCAAUCAAGCCAAACUCAACCACCAGGACCGGCAACGGAAGAAGCUCGAGACGUACAUCAAGCGCCUCAUCGCCUACCUCAUCUUCCGGCCCGAUAGCAACCGGCUGUGCAAAUUUCUCGAACUGUCCGCCUUGGGUGUUCGACUAGCUGCUGAAGGGGGCUACCACGGAAAGGAAGGGUUCAUGAUGAUCAAGUCAUCCAAGGGUGUCACGAACAACAAGAAAUGGCAUCCCAUGCCGAUUAUCAACCGUUCGUGGCCGAAGUGGUUUCUCGUUCGCCACAGCUACGUCGUCUGCGUAGAUUCUCCAGAAGAAAUGAAUGUGUACGACGUAUUUCUCGUGGACGCCGACUUCAACAUGGAGUCGAAGUCCGGCAAAUUGCGGGACAAGAAAGCUAGGGACAUUGCCAGCGAAGCCAAGGCGUCCGCCACGGGCCAUCACCAACUCAAACUUGUCAACUCUGAGCGCAAGAUGAAGCUACUCGCUAGGAACGACAAGAUGCUGCAACAGUUCGAGGAGUCCAUCACCUUUAUGACUAAGAACACUCUCUGGUCGCAACCUCAGCGCUUCGGCAGCUUUGCGCCUGUGCGAAAGAGGAUCUACGCUCAGUGGCUUGUUGAUGGCCGUGACUACAUGUGGAACGUCUCUCGUGCGAUCAGCAUGGCUCGAGAUGUCAUUUACAUUCACGACUGGUGGCUGAGUCCUGAGCUCUACUUGCGACGACCUGCAGCCAUCAGCCACAAGUGGAGGCUCGAUCGACUGCUGCAACGCAAAGCGCAAGAGGGUGUCAAGAUCUUUGUGAUCAUGUACCGCAACAUUGACUCGGAGUAUUCCAAGUUUUCACUUCUCGACCUGCACCCCAACGUGUUCGUUCAGCGUUCGCCAAACCAGAUUCGUCAGAACACGUUCUUCUGGUCGCAUCACGAGAAAAUUUGCGUCAUCGAUCACACCGUUGCAUUCUGCGGUGGUGUCGAUUUGUGUUUCGGUCGUUGGGAUACACCACAGCAUGUAGUGGUUGAUGAUAAGCUGACGGGCUUUGAGAUCGACGACAACCCCAAGGACGCCGACCACUGCCAGCUGUGGCCAGGCAAGGACUACUCCAACCCGCGUGUGCAGGACUUUUACGCUCUUGACAAGCCCUAUGAGGAGAUGUACGACCGCAGCAAAGUUCCCCGCAUGCCUUGGCACGAUGUGGGCAUGCAGAUUGUGGGCCAACCUGCGCGCGAUCUGACCCGUCACUUUGUCCAACGAUGGAACUACUUACUCCGACAACGCAAACCUUCUCGCCCUACACCAUUCCUACUCCCACCGCCAGAUUUCAAUCCCGCUGAUAUUGAGGCGCUCGGUCUGGAUGGAACGUGUGAGGUGCAGAUCCUGCGAUCUGCUUGUGCUUGGUCGCUCGGUACGCCCAACAAGGUCGAGCACAGCAUCAUGAACGCCUACGUUCAGAUGAUUGCGACCUCGGAGCACUUUGUCUACAUUGAGAACCAAUUCUACAUCAGCAGCAGCGAGGUCCUCGGUACCAAGAUCGAGAACAAGAUCAAUGAUGCCAUUGUCGAUCGCAUAAAGCGCGCUCAUGCCAACGACGAGGAUUGGAGAGCAUGUAUUGUAUUGCCCCUCAUGCCAGGCUACCAGAACACGGUCGAUGAGCAAGAAGGUAGCAGUGUUCGACUCAUCAUGACCUGCCAGUACCACAGCAUUUGCCGCGGGCCGACGUCCAUCUUUGGACGCCUGCGUGCGGCUGGCAUCGAGCCAGAAGACUACAUUGAAUUUUACGCUCUACGAUCUUGGGGUGAGAUUGGACCCAACAAGAUGCUCGUGACAGAGCAGCUGUACAUUCACGCCAAGAUCAUGGUCGUUGACGACCGCGUUGCCAUCAUUGGUUCUGCCAACAUCAACGAACGCUCCAUGUUGGGCUCGCGAGAUUCUGAAGUGGCUGCCGUCAUUCGUGAUACGGAAGUGCUUGACUCUUACAUGGCAGGCCAGCCCUACAAGGUCGGCAAGUUCCCCCAUACGCUUCGCAUGCGGCUCAUGCGCGAGCAUCUGGGCGUAGACACCGAUACUAUUGGCGAGGAAGAAUGGAUGAGCCAAAUGUCCGAUGCCGAUAGCGUCGGCUUCCAAACUGAAUCGUCGUCGCCCUCAUCUCCAGCCGCACAACGCGCAACUGAGGCGAAGCUCGAGGAGAACAAUUACCGCAUGCAAGACGACUUGAUCGCGAAGGCGGAAAAGCUGCACAGCUUCAACCAUGAUUUCGACUGGGCGCAAAACGACAAUCCACAUCUCAAAUCCAAUAAGAAGCAGUCCUCGGACCCUCGCGUCAUGAACAAUUCCGAGCAUGCAAAGGAUGUGCGCGGUGAGGGUGCUGAUCAUAUGCUAGACGUGGAGGCAAAUCGUCCUAGUGUUUCACAAGGUCGAGAUUCUUACUACGAUGAGCAUGGUCACGAAAAGCUUGUGUCUGACGUCGCGGGUGAAGGCUUGCAUCCCACGCCAAAGAAGCAUUCGACAAGUAGAACCCGCGGUCGUAGCAACACUACGGGGACGAGGGCGAGCGGAGUGAGCAGCCAACAAGAGGGUUUCGCCGGUCUUCCACCACCGCGCCUCCCGCGUAUGGAUACUGCCAAGCUUGGCCUGACACAGCUUAGCCAGCUGCCCGCCCUGCCUCAUCUUGACGACACUGAUAUUGGCGGGCCUCCCCUUCAGCGCACAUUCAGCCAGGGCUCAUCAUCUCUCCUCAAUCCUUUGCUAACAGAAAUGCGCCGCCCUAUUGUCACCGACGACUGCAUGCGCGACCCUAUCAACGACUCGUUCUUCCUCGACACGUGGCACCAGGUCGCCGAGAAUAACACUAAGAUCUUCCGUCAAGUGUUCCGCUGCAUGCCAGACAACGAAGUGAAGACCUGGCCACAGUACAAGGAGUACGCAGCUUUUGCUGAGCGCUUCACAAAGAGCCAAGGUGGAGACAAGAGCCAGCAGCACAAACAGCAAGAUGCUCCCGGUAAGACUGGACCUCCUGGUACCUCCGGCCCUAUUGCAGACAGAUUCAGCAUGGCCGCAAGCUCCGUCGGUGGUCAAAUGUCGGCGGCAGGCGAGAAGCUGUCUGAGAAGCUCACCAAUAACUCUGAUAAAGAUACACUGGGCAGCACACACCACUCUCGCGUUGGUGGCGUAGAGCAAUGGACUCAAGACCAAGAAAAGCGCAUCGAAAGUCAAAGCCAGGACCGCCUGAAGUUGUCAACCAGCAACACAACUGCCGAGUACAACGAGAAGUCCGGAGAGAGGAAGCCAGCAGACGACGCCAUCGUCUCACCCAUGGUCCCCUCCCAACCCGGCAAAACAUUCACUUUCCCCGCCCCGCCGCCUGAACCCAUGCCCACCGCAACCGCCGACUUUGCGACCCCAACAACACGCAAUCGCACCGUUACCAUCUCCGAGCCCGCACAUGGCAACACUCCACAUCGCAGCGCGACCAAGCGCUCACGUCGUAGAGCGACCACCAAGUCGAGCAACCGCGCCUUUUCCGCCACGGAUCUAGAUUCCAUGCUGGCGAAGGAAGAUGCAAGGACAUUGCUCGGUUUGGUACAGGGUCAUCUUGUGCUGUGGCCGUAUGAUUGGCUCGAGACGGAGGAGAAGGGUGGGGGCUGGCUGUAUAAUGUCGACCAGAUUGCGCCGUUGGAAAUUUACAAUUAG
Parastagonospora nodorum SN15 is the source of this 5616-nucleotide messenger RNA. RefSeq lists its product as hypothetical. The transcript has 2 exons. The record is from RefSeq and is a predicted model, not a curated record. Gene Ontology annotation, molecular function: D-type glycerophospholipase activity; phosphatidylinositol binding. Gene Ontology annotation, biological process: intracellular signal transduction; cell motility; phosphatidic acid biosynthetic process. Bases 1 to 5616 code for a protein of 1871 amino acids. Lineage: Eukaryota; Fungi; Ascomycota; Dothideomycetes; Pleosporales; Phaeosphaeriaceae.